This is a messenger RNA of Anolis sagrei ordinatus, 5308 nucleotides long. It is a transcript of the gene ARL6IP4, whose product is annotated as ADP ribosylation factor like GTPase 6 interacting protein 4. Lineage: Eukaryota; Metazoa; Chordata; Lepidosauria; Squamata; Anolidae. The record is from RefSeq and is a predicted model, not a curated record.
CCCCUUCAGAACGUACAAGACGCAAACCGGAACUCGCUCAGAAAACUCACUAAACGCUUGUGGGGGGUGGCGUUCUUUUCGAGGCUGCGGACCUCUUACCAUGGUCCAGGCAGCCAACUCCAGCAAACGUGUUUCUUCCGACGCCGUGAAGCAUUUCCUUCGUCCCGGGACCAAGGCCCGCGUCUGUCUGGGGUUGAAUGUGCCAUGGCUCACAACCAGCUGAGAAAAAGAUCGCAUAGCAGGAGCCGAAGUGACUCUCGAAGUAAGCACCAUGUGGCAGAGAAAAAGAAGGUAAAGAAAAGGAGGAAGAGCAGCAAAGAUUCCUGGAGCAGGAGAAGCCCGUCUCCGAGCAGCAAAAGUGGCCCUGAAUCCCAGAGGCUCAGGCUGAGCUCAGAAAAAAAAAAGAAAAAAGACAAGAAGAAAAGAAAGACCAGUAUGGUGGCCUCUUCAUCCUCGUCCUCCUCGUCCUCCUCCUCCUCCUCUGAGAUCACGUCCUGCUCUUCUGGAUCCUCCUCCUCCUCCUCUGACUCCUCUCUGGAAGAGUCGAGUGAUGGCGAAUCCAGGCCCAAAAGGAAGAAGCAGAGCAAGAAAAAGCUGGCCAAAGAGAAGGUUAAAAAGGAAAAGAAAAGGAAGAGGAAGAGGAAAGCAAAGAAGAAGGCAAAGAAGAAAAUGAAGGAGAAAGAGGGGAAAACAAGAGUGGAGGAACUGCCCGGACCAUCUUUAGACCAGUGGCAGAGAGAGACAAUGGCAGAUCCUGGACCAGCCCUGACCGAUGAGCAGAAAUCUCGCAUCCAAGCCAUGAAGCCAAUGACCAAAGAGGAGUGGGAUGCACGGCAGAGCGUCAUAAGGAGAGUCACCGAUCCAGAAACAGGGAGAACAAGGCUUAUUAAGGGCGAUGGCGAGGUCCUUGAGGAAAUUGUUACCAAGGAGAGACAUAAGGAAAUUAACAAGCAAGCCACCCGAGGAGAUGGCCUUUCUUUCCAGAUGCGGACGGGAAUGCUGCAGUAAUACUGGUAGAGUGUGUUCCGCUGUGCCAAAGAUGGAUUUCCUGCCCAGUCACAACAGGCUUUGUCUGAAAGAGCGCAUACAACCUGUUUGUCCCCACGAAAAACGCAUGACCAGUGACUUACAUUGCAGAUAAAGGUGGGGGAGAGUGAGGUCCCAACCCACAGCUGCUGCAUGUAUUUGCCACUUUUUGGUGUUAAGCUUCCCUGUUUUGCUGCAAGGCUCCUCCAUUGCACUCUGCAGAGGUCCUCCGGGAGAAGACUCCCACUUCCUUUCUGAACACAAUCCAUAGGGAAACCAGAGGGAGCUUCUUCCAAAGUAAAAGGAGGCCGAGUAGAAACAGACCUAGGCAGUGUUGGGCUUCUGUUCCCAUUGAUCCCAGCAGUCUAAUCAGGGAUGAUGGAUGUUAUGGUCCAUCAUGUCGCUACAGCCACUCUGGCCUGUGCCAUAAGACAGACAUUCCCCAUCUGAGCUGGUAAUAAAAAUGGAUUGAAGCCCCCUUGACUCCAGAAGGCAAGGAGCAGAACUUUUGGAGCAUUCCCUGGUUAGUAUGGCCAUGUUGCUACGCUGGGUGUUAUUAUUCAAAAAGGCAAAAAUUCCCGAACUCCAAUGUUAGCUGAAUUGUUAAUUAGGUUGAGGAUUCUGCAACAGAGCAUCUGAGGCUUUAUGAAAUUUAAGAAUACUUUGAUUUGUUACCCACCUCUCUCCAAGGCGGGUUACAACAUCAAUAGAUAUAAUUGAUUGAAACACACAUUAAAAUAAUUCAGACUAAUAAAAGGUCAAUUAGAAGUGUUAUCAAUUAGAAUGGACUAGAUAGGCCUACUCGAAGAGAGGUCUUCAAUUCUAGUUCAGAUUUGUUCAGCUGUCGGCCGUCUUCUGGCAGGUCGUGCCAUAGACAAAAGGCAGCUGAUGGAAAGGUCCUCUGAGUGACAGGUGUCAGUCAGGUUUUAGCUGGUUGGACUAAGCAUCCUUCAAAGGACCUGUGUCCUAAAGGGCCAUGGAUUGUAUGGGAGAAGGUAAUCCUGUAGGUAACCUGGACCCAACCAUGUAGGGCAGGGGUUCUCAGACUUUUUAAACAGAGGGCCAGGUCACAGUCCCUUAAACUGUUGAAGGGCCGGAUUAUAAUUUGGAAAAAGCAUUGAUGAAUUCAUAUGCACACUGCACAUAUCUUAUUUGUAGUGCAAAAAAAAACCCCACUUUAAAACAAUACAAUAAUUAAAAUGAAGAACUGGGUUGUAGGCUUUUUUUUUUUUUUGGGUUGUAGGCCAUAGAUGCAGGCGAAAAGUCAGGAGAGAAUGCUUCUAGAACAUGGCCAUAUAACCCACAAACCUACAAGCCUUCAACAGUACAUUAAAAUGAGGAACAAUUUUAACCAAUAUAAACUUAUUAGUAUUUCAAUGGGGAGUGUGGGUCUGCUUUUGGCUGAUGAGAUAGGAUUGUUGUUCUUGUUGCUGUUGUGUGCUUUCAAGUCCUUUCAAACUUAGGUUGCCCCUGAGCGAGGGCCAGAUAAAUGACCUUGGAGGGCCGUAUUCAGCCCUCGGGCCUUAGUUUGAGGAUCCCUGAUGUAGGGCCUUAAAGGCCAAAACCAACACUUUGUACUUGACCUCGAAACUCUUUGGCAGCUAGUGGAGUGACUUUAAUAUGGGUGUGAUGUUCCUGUAACCAAUCUGACUGCCAUGUUUUGAACAGAUUAGGUUUUCCAAACUUGGUAUAGAGGGAGCCCAAUGUAAAGUGCAUUGUGGAAGUCCAGCCUUGAGCUCACCAGCAUGUUGCAUCAUCGUAUUUAUUCUGAUUCUAGAAAGGGGCGCAGCUGGACUAUUAGCCAAAGAAGAUAAUAAGCACUCCUGAGUGUCGUGUCUAUCUGCGCUGACAUUUAGCGACAUCUCUCCCCCUGAAAUUGGUUUCCCUAAUGGAGGGCUCUUGAGGGUUGCUCAUGCCGCCAGCGUUAUGCAGUUGGCAGAUGAAGGAGAAUGGGUCUUUUCUUCUUUCCCCAGUAUUUAUUUGGAGAGGUUGAUGAUCUGUCCUCUUAAAGAGACACCUUACAUAAGCGGUGGGAGCAGCUGUUCCCAAGUCCUGCCUUGGCAAUCAGGCACAGGGGCAGAAAUGUAAUUUGCGUCCUGUGCUUUUAAUUAGCUCCCCAUUGUUGAACAAUAAUGCACCUGGGAUUUGGCAGUCGGCGCAAAGCAGGACCACAAACGUCGUGAAGUAUUUACAAAAUGCUAGAAGGGAACAAUUGACUGUAGGAAGGUUGCAUAAACACACAGCUUUCAUGGCUUAAGUUUGGAUUGAUUGUGCUCUUAGACGUCUGUGGCUUCCUUUUCAAAAUCAGAAGUUCUUUUCAAGCCAUUCAGACCCAUUCAGAUAACAAAUGCUGCAAAUAUGCGGUCUCUCUUCAAUUGUGAGACGCACCUUUUUCCUAUGCAGACAGAUCUGAAAAUGAGGUGAGUCUUAGAUUCUCAGGGGUAUUGUAUGUAUUUUUGUUGGUGGUGGCAGUCCUGAAAUUUGGGUGCGUCUUCCAACUGAAGAAACACAUUAUUGUAUUAAAACAACCUUCCUUGCCCAUCAGCUUUAUGAGCAUCAGGGAAUCAUCUGUUCCUUAUGGAACACUGUAAAGCGAAAGGUUUGGUCCUCUAUCAGUGGACAUGUAGCUUGAAAAAGGCAUAUGGAUGAUGUUCUGCAUGCGCAUGGGAUCCUUAUGGCACUGGGAAGACCUACUGAACCAAGGAGGAGGCCAAGAACACCCCUGCUUGAUUCAUUUUGUCAAUAAGUGAGUAAAUGUGAUAUGAGAUCAAACUGUUGAUGUUUUUUCUUGUUCUGAGUGAGUCACAGCCAGAACCUAUUUGUUUUCUGUGUCUCAACGACUCUGUGGGAUAGAUACAUCUGAGAAGUUGCGACCUGUCCAAAGUAAGACUGUGAGCUAAAGGGAGGUUUGACCCAGAGUUCUGUAUUAACCUAUUGCUCUCCCUUCUUGGGCACAACACUAGCAGUAGCUUUCCCCCCAGUGGCACAGUGGUGACAAUGGAAGCUGCCUACCUCUGGCUUCUUUGAGAGCUACUGGUCCCCUUGUCCUCCUUGCCACCACCACCUAUUUGAGUGUAUAGUGUUCCCUCACUUAUUGCGGGUGUUAAGUUCCAGGGUCACCCACAAAAAGUGAAAAUCCGCGAAGUAGGGAUGCUAUAUAUGUAUAUCGCAUUCCGAGGGUGAGAAGGGCAGAAGCAAGGAGAGAUUUAAAGGCAUUGCGCACUUUUUUUUUGCUAGCUAUCUCUGCUUUGCUUUGUAGUCUCUCUUGACUGGCUGCGUCUCUCCUGAGGGGGAGGGUGAAACCCCCUUCCCCACUCCAUCGUUGCCAGGAGGCGGGAUUAGAACGCUGCUCUGGGCAACGACAACCAUUCAUAAACUGGGAGGCAAAAACCCGCAAAACAGCGAGACCGCAAAAAGUGAACCGCAAAGUAGCGAGGGAACACUAUAGUUACAUGGGGCCAAAAGACCUGAUUAACUCCUAAUUCCAAGUUGUUUUGCAUGUUAGUUGGUUGCUUGGUCACUCAGUAAUAUGAAGCCAUGCUGAAGUCACCAGUUUUUGUAUGUCUGGGGACCCCCUACAUCCAUUGCUGCGAUGUCCUCCAGCUUGUGAUUCUCCAAAGGAUCUGACUAAAGGAUCCUGGAGAGAAGUACCUCAAAUCCCCAUAAUGCUACAUGCUACCAAUGUCUUUCAAAGAAGCAGAGACACAAAAGAGCACCUUCCCAUUUUUUUUUAUUCGGUGUUAACAUACAAGUGAUAACCAUAUACAAAGCACACCCAGGCUGCAAUACAAGGCGGCAGUAACAGCAAAGGAGAAGGAUGGGUUGUUACGUACAAGAGUCAGGAGAUUGACAGUAACAUGCACACAAUCACAGUAAUGAAAAGAUGAAACAACAGGCCCAGAUGGGAGUUGGGCCUUGCAGUUGUGCCUUUCUACAUUGAACGGUCUUAAAUAUUUCAAUCUGCUUUCCCCCCUCCAUUGUUUCCCACCUCUGUUCCAAAAAAGAGAACACUCUCAAGAGACAAACAUUUGAACAGUCAGGGAGGAAAGGCGCCUGGGGGCUGAAGGAGACAACAACGUAAGGCUUUUGGACGGGAACGGGAAAUUGCAGCAAUGGGAGAGAUACCUGAACAAGAAGGAUUGCUCUGGUGACAGGAGCAUGGGACAAAAUGCUCCAGGUGAGCAGCAGUUUCACUUGAAAUCUUUUUAGCAGCUGACAUUCUUUGACCUAGGUUUAGGACAUUGUAAACAUUUUUUUCAAAAUUAAAGAUUUUUGAAUGUUU